CUCUCUCUCUCUCUCUCUCUUUCUAUCUCUAUCUACAACAACAAAGAAGCUCUUCUCUCUCUCUCUCUCAUAGUUACUCUACGCUUUAAGCAGCUUCGUAGCUGAUAGGGUCAGCAUCGUCGGCGCGAUUCCCGCUUCCGGAUUUUACGGGUGAUUAGGGAUCCGUUUCCCCCCCCCCCCUCGUAAUUGCUGUGCUCAUCUGAUUAGCUCGAUGGCUGCUUCCCCUCGGUUACAUGCCCACUGAUUCCGACGAGGAAACCCUCCAGAGCAUUUUAAGCUGAAGCUUCAGUAGCAUUUGGAGACUAAGGAAUGAUCUGAGUGAAAACGUUAUUCAAAACAGAUGGAGUGUCGUUUGGAGCUGAAGAAAGGUUCAAGUGAUAGACCUCCACCUGCUGAGAAGAAGGUAUUCACCAAAGAAACCCAAAGGUCAUCACUACCGGCUAAGUUCAGAGACGACAAACGCGGCUUAUCUUACUCCGACUUCCACCGAGAGAUCACCAAAAAAGUUGAAGAUGUAUGCCCCAAACGCUUGGAGAAUCGAAUCAAGUCACGGAUUGGUAGAACCGCUUCUGGUGAAAGAGACCUUGUCAAGUACAAGUCCUAUGUGCCCAGUUAUGUCAAGAAGCCUGAAGCGAGAGAUGUUAAAGCUGGUGCUAAACAGAUUGAUAGCAAGCAUACAAGGUCUUCAUUGUCCAACACAAGCACAUCUUCAUCGCUCUGUACUGAUGAGUCAUCAUCUACUGAUUCUGGCAAACGUCUCGUUGAUUCUCCAUUCCGCAGAAGGAUUAAUCACCCUCCGCUUCAGUAUUAUCUCAUGUCAUCUAAGCCAGGAGAUUGCUCUCAAGAUGUCGAGCCACCUCGAGACGAUGGUCAUACGGAUACCACUAAGAGAGACGCUGUGCAGGUUCAUCAAAGCCCUCGUGGAACUGCAUUCCUACAGAAGGAGAAGAAAGAUUCUUCUGAUGUUAAGAUCGUUCCCAAAACCAGAACUUUCUUGAGUCCAUCAAAGCCUGAGAGUCCUUCAGCCACCACGAGGGUAAUAUCAAGGACUCUUCUAGCACAUGAUUUCAACAAGAAAGGAGAGAAGCUGGAUGAGAGAAUCCGAAACCCUCGUGUUCACGACAUGUUUGGAAAAGAAAAGCCUGCUGCGGCUGUGUUCGUACCAGGGAUCGUUUCUCAGAAACAGAUACUCGGUUUGUCCAAGUUCUACGAUUCAAAAGUGUUGUUAGCCGAGCGAGUGGCCGAAGCUAAUAGAAAGGGGUUGUUCCCAGAGAGGUUAGCGUAUGAACAGCGUGCUGUUUUGGACGGCCACUUCCGACGUGAAGCUGCUGAUGGAAGUAAGCCGUUCUUGAAGCGUCUCAACUUCUUGAGCGCAGAGAAGAAUAGAUCAAGCUCGGCUCCGCGGUCGAGAAAGUCUGAAUCCAGUCCCUCCAGGAGCAGGACUUUAGACAGAAGGUCAACAGAGACUCUCCCCAAGCUAUCAGAUCAGAAGCCAGUUAAAGUUGUAUCAGAAAGAGCAAGGAGCAUUUCGCCGUUUCGCCGGCUCAGCUUCAGCAUUGGGAAGUCAAGCAAAAACUCCAACGCGGAAGACGCUCAGACUCUUACUCCAUCGCGAGCUGGUUUAGAGAACCGUUCCACCUCUUCUCUCAGCGAAAGCUCGUCUAUAGAUAGUACCAUUGCAGCAAACAGAGGCAGGUCUAGUCCCUUGAGAAGGUUGCUCGACCCUCUGAUAAGACCAAAAUCGAGCCAUGCGUGCAGAUCUCCUGAGCCAUCAUCACUAAAGGGUUCACCGUCUUCAAGUCACCAGAAGCAUAUUCUUUCUGACAAUCAUCAACCAUCCUCUUCAACGGUUCAGGCUCUCUUUCGUGUGACGUCUAAGAACGAUCAACCGCUCUUCACUUUCGCGGUUGACAAGGAACAGAGCAUCACAGCUGCCACAAUAAGAAAACAGAUGGUUCCAGAAAAGGAAGAAUGUGGGCACAAGUACACUUUUUUCACCGUUCAGGAAGUGCAGAAGAAAACUGGAAAGUGGAUGAAUCACAGCAGGAAGGUGCAAGGGCAUGAGUACACAUCCAACAUCGUCGCUCAGAUGAGAGUCUCGGUGGGCUCUGUCGAUGACCUUUUAACCAGAGAAUAUGCACUCUUCGCGUCAGAGUCGCAGCAGCGAGCUAACGAGCUAGCUGCCAUGGUGAUCAAGAUCCCAAAAAUUGCUGAGGCGAGCGCAACCACACUUGGAGAUUACUUGGCAGAGGUUGGCACUACAGUGGUGCUUCCGAGUGGUGUUCACAGCCUCCCGCACAAAGGAGGGCCUUCCUCGCUGAUACAGAGAUGGAAGUCUGGUGGGUCAUGCGACUGUGGAGGUUGGGACAUGGGCUGCAACCUUAGAAUCCUCACCAAUGAGUCUAACCUCUCUGCCUCCACUUCAGAUGCCUUCAAGCUUUUCUCUCAGGGAGGAUUACAGGAUAAUAGCAACCAACCAUUCUUGAGCUUCACUCCAUACAGAGAAGGUGUUUACGCUGUUGAGUACAAUACAGCACUCUCACUCUUGCAAGCAUUCUCAAUAUGUAUAGCGGUUAACGAAGGACGGAACUCGUUGAAGACAGUGGAACCAAACACUUGGCGUGUAGACAACAAAGCUUGUGGAGAGGUGUCGUCCAUGAUUCAGAACGAGAGGUUGAAGUCAUGUUCAGGUCCUGUUGAAGGUGAGGCUCCGGCAAAGUAUGUCUCAAACCCACCGGUGUCUCCUGUGGGGAGGGUUUAACCAGUCGCUUUCUCUAAAUAAUCGGCUAUUAUAUAUAAAUAUGUUUAGUCUAUGAUGGGGUUCGUAUUUUCUAUGUAAUUACGGUGUUGGAGUAGAUUACGUUAUAUAGAACAUUUUGUGAAACUUGUUUGAAUUGAAUGAACAUCUCUACCCAUUAUUAAUA
This is a messenger RNA of Brassica oleracea var. oleracea, 2924 nucleotides long. RefSeq lists its product as uncharacterized. Bases 341 to 2761 code for a protein of 806 amino acids. The transcript is spliced from 3 exons. The record is from RefSeq and is a predicted model, not a curated record. Lineage: Eukaryota; Viridiplantae; Streptophyta; Magnoliopsida; Brassicales; Brassicaceae.